AGGACCAACGAUCAUGCGUAUUGCUGUCAGAGCAAAGGAGCGCCGCGAACACUGUUGUCCAGACUGCUGGUACUACGUAUCUGGAGGCGAGCAUUGCACCACAGUCGUGUCUAGACUGGAAUCGCGUGUACGGCAGCACAGUCAGUGGCAGUCACGUGAUCGACCCAGACGGCCCGUACACCGGUCUGGACCCCUUCCCAGUCUACUGCGACUUCCAAGAGAAUCCACCUGUUGCCAAAAUAUACCAUAACAAGGCCUCGGUCACCGUAGACGGGUAUGAGCCAAAUGCCUCCUUCCAGACUGACGUUGUUUACGAGUUGUCCAUGGCACAGAUGCUCAGUGUUAUUAACGCAUCAACGAGCUGUAAACAGUAUUUGAAAGUGAGGUGUAUUGGGACGUACUUUUUUGGGUCGCUAACAGAGGCAGGGCACAACAUCUACUGGAGUUCUCGCGAUGGUGAGAGGAUGCUCUACUGGGGCGGAGGAAAUCCGAACGGAUGGGGCUGCGCAUGCGCUCUUGAUAAUACCUGUGUUUCCUCCAAUCUGGGGCUUUGCAACUGUAACACUAACGACGGCAACUGGAGAGAGGACGAGGGCUACGUCACCGACACAUCCAAGCUGCCCGUGUCUCAGCUUCACGGAGGAGAUACCGGAAGUUCCGGUGAGGAAAUCCAUUUCACUGUCGGCCCCCUCGAAUGUGUUCUCUAGAGUUCACGCGAGAUUUGUUGUUCAAUCUUCAGGGGACCACAAUAUAUGCUGUGAACGUCUCACGUUUUGUUACCACUUUUUUCGUUAGUUAGAUGCAACGGACUGCUUGAAGUGGACCGGAUACAGUAUAAUUUUAGUGAAAAUAUAGAAUAUGCCACAAAGAAUGUUGCUUUUUUUAUACAUAGGAGGAAAGACAAAUAUAAAAAGUAGCGGGACCCAUUUUGGAACAAUUUUGACACUUUUUCUAUUCUUGCUUAGAAGUGGGUUGCUAAAUAAAUGUGAAAUUUGUCACACAUCAAGAAAAUACAUAACCGUAUAUGAUAACACAUAGGCAGCCAUUUGUAGAAUGUAAUACAAGCGCCUCA
Messenger RNA from Lingula anatina, 1072 nucleotides. RefSeq names its product contactin-associated protein 1-like. Lineage: Eukaryota; Metazoa; Brachiopoda; Lingulata; Lingulida; Lingulidae. The record is from RefSeq and is a predicted model, not a curated record.